Phragmites australis (common reed) is the source of this 2063-nucleotide messenger RNA. RefSeq names its product sugar transport protein MST6-like. Gene Ontology annotation, molecular function: monosaccharide transmembrane transporter activity. Gene Ontology annotation, cellular component: membrane. Bases 221 to 1810 code for a protein of 529 amino acids. The transcript has 2 exons. Lineage: Eukaryota; Viridiplantae; Streptophyta; Magnoliopsida; Poales; Poaceae. The record is from RefSeq and is a predicted model, not a curated record. Gene Ontology annotation, biological process: monosaccharide transmembrane transport.
UCCCCCGUUUCAACACUCCCCAUUCGACUCUGCCCUCGCAAACGCUCCCAAGGCACUCGCGAGCACAUCGAUCUCUCUCUGUCUCUCUGCUUCCCUUUAGUUUAGCAUAGCCUGCGAUCUUGUGAGGCGAGAGCUUGUGUUUGUGGAAGAUUUGUGCUGUUCAUUGUUGUUUGAUUAGCGUCCGAGGGCGGUGUGGUUGUAGUGCUGGUGGCUGUUAGCGAUGGCCGGCGGCGUGGUGGUGAGCACGGGAGGGGGCAAGGACUACCCCGGCAAGCUCACCAUGUUCGUGCUCCUGGCCUGCAUCGUCGCCGCCACCGGCGGCCUCAUCUUCGGAUAUGACAUCGGCAUCUCCGGUGGCGUGACGUCGAUGAACCCGUUCCUGAUGAAGUUCUUCCCGUCGGUGUACCGCAAGGAGCAGGAGGCGGAGCGGAACCAGAGCAACCAGUACUGCAAGUUCGACAGCCAGCUGCUCACCAUGUUCACCUCCUCGCUCUACCUCGCCGCGCUCGUCGCCUCCUUCUUCGCCGCCACCGUGACGCGCGUGGCCGGGCGCAAGUGGUCAAUGUUCAGUGGCGGCGUCACCUUCCUCAUCGGCGCUGCCCUCACCGGCGCCGCCAAGAAUGUUCUCAUGCUCAUCUUCGGCCGCGUCCUCCUCGGCAUCGGCGUCGGCUUCGCCAACCAGUCGGUUCCGCUUUACCUGUCAGAGAUGGCGCCGGCGCGUCUGCGCGGGAUGCUCAAUAUCGGGUUCCAGCUGAUGAUCACGAUCGGCAUUCUGUGCGCGAACCUGAUCAACUACGGCACGGCCAAGAUCAAGGGCGGGUGGGGGUGGCGCGUGAGCCUCGCGCUGGCGGCGGUGCCGGCGGCCAUCAUCGCCGUGGGCGCGCUCUUCCUGCCGGACACCCCCAACUCGCUCAUCGACCGCGGCCACACCGACUCCGCCAAGCGCAUGCUGAAGCGCGUGCGCGGCACGGACGACGUGGAGGAAGAGUACAACGACCUGGUGGCCGCUAGCGAGGAGUCCAAGCUCGUGGCCCACCCCUGGAGUAACAUCCUGCAGCCGCGGUACCGCCCGCAGCUCACCAUGGCCAUCGUCAUCCCGAUGUUCCAGCAGCUCACCGGCAUCAACGUCAUCAUGUUCUACGCGCCGGUGCUGUUCAAGACGCUCGGUUUUGCGGACGACGCGUCCCUCAUGUCCGCCGUGAUCACGGGCCUCGUCAACGUCUUCGCCACCUUCGUGUCCAUCGUGACCGUGGACCGCCUCGGCCGCCGCAAGCUGUUCCUGCAGGGCGGCGCCCAGAUGCUUGCCUGCCAAAUCGUGGUCGGCAGCCUUAUCGGCGCCAAGUUCGGGUUCUCCGGCGUGGCGGAGAUUCCCAAGGCGUACGCGGCGAUCGUGGUGUUCUUCAUCUGCGCGUACGUGGCCGGGUUCGCCUGGUCGUGGGGGCCGCUCGGGUGGCUGGUGCCCAGCGAGAUCUUCCCGCUGGAGAUCAGGUCGGCGGGGCAGAGCAUCAACGUGUCCGUGAACAUGCUCUGCACCUUCAUCAUCGCGCAGGCGUUCCUCCCCAUGCUCUGCCGCUUCAAGUUCAUCCUCUUCUUCUUCUUCGGCGCCUGGGUCGUCGUCAUGACCAUCUUCGUCGCGCUGUUCCUCCCCGAGACCAAGAACGUGCCCAUCGAGGAGAUGGUGCUCGUCUGGAAGUCGCACUGGUACUGGGGCAGGUUCGUCCGCGACGAGGACGUGCACGUCGGCGCCGACGUCGAGAUGCCCGCCGCCAACGGUAACGGCAAGAUCGGGGCCGGCAAGCUCGCCAUUUAGCCGUGACGUCUGGACGUCGCUGCUGACGCUGUUCGCCAAUAAUAUACUCAUUAUUGUUCCGAAUUUAGCGGGAAAUUAAAAGGUUUAAGAAUCCUCUGUAUUAUAAGUGUCUCAGUAGUUAGGAUAACUGGAUGAUGACGAACAACAGUCAACCAGUCUUUCACCUGUCUUCUUUUCCAAAUUCUCUUUGUGCCGGAUACUCAAUGUGGGGCAUGGUUUGGAUGAUACAUGAAUAUGAAAGCAAGUUGCAAAA